Messenger RNA from Quercus lobata, 966 nucleotides. RefSeq names its product serine/threonine-protein phosphatase 7 long form homolog. The transcript is spliced from 4 exons. Bases 85 to 966 code for a protein of 293 amino acids. The record is from RefSeq and is a predicted model, not a curated record. NCBI's taxonomy places the organism in Eukaryota, Viridiplantae, Streptophyta, Magnoliopsida, Fagales, Fagaceae. Gene Ontology annotation, biological process: meristem maintenance; meristem development.
CCGAUUUUGGUUGAUGACAUUCUUGCUUGGAUAGUGCAUAUUGUUGCUGCCAUCCUUAAGACUUUCCAAAUUUCUGGCUUCAGUAUGGAUGCUGCAAAUGCUGGACGGAUUGACCAUACACGGCCUGGCCCUAUUGACGAUUCGGUGUUAACGUUGCAGUCCACCCAUCGAUCAGAAGCUAUUUGGAAUGGGCAGGAUCCAGGGGCCCUUACUUGCCGUGGCCGUACUGAAGAGUUCUCCAACCGAGAACCAAUGGUAGAUGAUCGAGUUGUUGAUAUUAUUAAGGUAUUGGGCUUGGAGGGACUGCUGAGACAGCCGGGUAGAGAGCUUGACCACGGCCUAAUUACAGCCUUAGUGGAGCGAUGGCGGCCCGAGACUCACACCUUCCACAUGCCACAUGGUGAGAUGACCAUUACAUUGCAGGAUGUGGAGGUGAUUCUCGGGCUUCCUAUCGAUGGUGACGCUGUAACAGGGAGCACACAGAAAACUUGGACGACUGUGUGCGAGGAGUUCCUUGGCUUUCAACCUAUAACUCAAGACCAGCAUAAGGAACUUCAUGGCCAAAGGAUUCUCAUCAAACGGCUUUUGGAGCAAGUUGCUAAUCCAUUGCCGCCUAAUGCCGAAGAGGAUGAGCUGCAUAAGUACGCACGAUGCUAUAUCCUAGCGCUACUGGGGGACACAAUAUUCAUGGAAAAAUCUGGCGAUAGGGUGCAUCUAAUGUGGGUGCAGCAGUUGAAAGACCUUCGCAACCCACGAAGGUACAGUUGGGGGAGUGCUUGCCUUGCAUGGUUGUACCGAGAGCUAUGCAGGGCAAGCCAUAAGGAAACCAGUCAAAUCGGUGGAUGCUUAUUGUUGGUGCAGUAUUGGGUAUGGGCCAGGUUCCCUUAUUUGUGCCCGGCAAUUGAGCGUGGCCCACCAGUAGGCGCUUAUGGUCCUCCAGCGCGUGGUCCUCUGUACCUGAAGUAA